This is a messenger RNA of Chaetomium strumarium, 432 nucleotides long. RefSeq lists its product as uncharacterized. NCBI's taxonomy places the organism in Eukaryota, Fungi, Ascomycota, Sordariomycetes, Sordariales, Chaetomiaceae. The record is from RefSeq and is a predicted model, not a curated record. The coding region runs from base 1 to 432 and encodes 143 amino acids. The transcript has 2 exons.
AUGGUUCGCAGUGCGAGUGUGGUCCGACGCGACACGCCGGCCGAAUACACAGUCCCGCCCUUCCCUUCCUUGUUCUGGCCGCCGCAGGACGGAACCGUCAUCCUCUACGAACUAGACGAUAUGUGGAAGUUCACACUCUACUGGACGCUCAUCCUCUACGGUCUCUUCCACCUGGGCGCUGUCGGGGUUGCCGUGCUGAUGCAAGGGGGGAAACGGAGUUCCAGCUGGAAGUACCUUUGGCUGGUUCCUCUCGUCUACGCCCUCAUUGCCGCCUUCGAGGGCCUCCUCGCCGGAACACUCGUGGGUUUGAUAGUCGGCGCGAGCUAUAUUGUCGGCGGCUAUACAAUGUCGACCUGGAUCCCCUUUGUCUGGGGGUGGGUAAACGUCCUCGUCCUGCUCGUGUCCUCCUUUCGGAUUCAAGGCGGUCUGUGA